Molecule: messenger RNA, 1135 nt
Organism: Pectinophora gossypiella (pink bollworm)
Lineage: Eukaryota; Metazoa; Arthropoda; Insecta; Lepidoptera; Gelechiidae
Product: nitric oxide synthase-interacting protein homolog
Exons: 2
Coding region: 119-994 (291 amino acids)
Cellular component (GO): nucleus
Molecular function (GO): ubiquitin protein ligase activity
Source: RefSeq, a predicted model, not a curated record
UGGAGAGCCGAUGAUCUCCUUUAUUUACAAACUAAAAAUACUUACGUAGUGAUAGUGAAUAUAUUCGCGAUCGGAUAUUCAUUACCAUUACCGUUGUGGAUUCAAGAACUAUCUAAGAAUGACUAGACACGCAAGAAAUUGCACGGCAGGAGCUGUAUACACAUACCAUGAGAAGAAAAAAGAUGCUGCUGCUUCAGGGUAUGGCACCCAAAGCGAAAGAGUCGGGAAGGAUUCCGUGAAGAACUUCGACUGUUGUAAUUUGACUUUACAACCCUGCAGAAACCCUGUCGCCACUAAAGAAGGUUACUUGUUUGAUAAGGAAGCUAUCCUGGAAUACAUUAUAACAAAAAAGAAUGAGUACACACGCAAACUGAAACAGUAUGAGAAGCAAUUGAAGAAAGAGGAAGCUGAGAAAAAUGAGCUUGCUGCUGCUGAAAAGGAGGCAAAUUUGAUUAAAUUCAUGAACCGAGAGAAAAAUAUUUCAAGCAGUGCAACAAAGUCAGAAAGUGGACCAUCUACCUCAAGUUCAGUGUCGAACUUGGCGAACGGAAAAGACAAACAAUUACCUAGUUUCUGGGUUCCAUCACAAUUACCAGAUGCAAAGGUGUCCAAAUUACAAAAGCCGGACCCUACAGUAUAUUGCCCUAUCAGUGGAAAACCACUAAAAAUGAAAGAUCUCAUUGAAAUUAAAUGGACUUUAGUAAAUGACCCUGAUGAUAAAAAGUCAUUGAUUGCUAAAGAAAACAGGUACAUGUGUCCAGUUACACAUGACAUCCUUAGCAAUGCUGUACCAUGUGCCAUAAUCAGGACAACUGGUCAUGUGGUCACAAUGGAGUGUAUUGAGAAGAUCAUCAAGAAGGACUGGCUGCAUCCACUCACAGGAGACAAGUUGAAGGAGAAAGACAUCAUCCCAAUGCAGAGGGGAGGCACAGGAUAUGCUCUUACAAAUCAGAACCUUGAGGGGAAAAAUGAGAGGCCUGCACUGCAGGCAUAGAGCAGUUCUGCAGUAAUGGCUUAGUUAGCAUAACUUAGAUAUGCUCUAAUUUAAAUUUUAAGGACUUCUAAAUACUUACUCACUUUGUACAUAGUUUGAAAUAAUUAUUAUGAUGUAAAUAAAAGGAAGAAGCUGUAAAAA